AUGUCAACAUCAAGCAGACUUCAGCAUUCCUCUAUUGUGAAUCCCCCUCCACCAGAGUACAUAAAUCAUGAAAAAACAGGACGUGUAUCUAACCAACUUAAACACCUGGAAAAAGUGGUUUUGAAGACUGUAUGGAAGCACAAAUUUUCUUGGCCAUUUCAACAACCAGUGGAUGCAGCAAAGUUAAAUCUUCCUGUAAGAUCAUGGCUAUCAUAAGUUCAUGAUGAAAUAGUAAACACGUUUUCCCUGCAGAAAAUAAGCUUUAUGUUCACCAAAUGUUAUCAACUUAUUAUAUGGUUCUCCUUUCUCGCAUGUUGGAUAUCUGCACCAAACCCACACUUAAUUGUGGACUCUGAUUUGUGGUGGUUAGCAGGAGACUAGCUAAAUAGCGAUUUUUGCAUCACAGUAGGACCUUCAUACACCAGAACAAUUGCAGAAAACCAACACAGCUUCUCCUAGUCUAAUGAGCUUUAUGACCAUGUGUGUUUUCUGAUUUGGAUUACCUAACCUGCUGUAACACAGUAUUAGUCAAUAUUGUGACACCUUUUUUAUUUUUUAUUUUAACUAUAUAUAUUUAAUAUCUAUAUCAAAAUUUUCACUUGUAAUUGGCAAAUGAAAUUAACCUUUAGGCCUGUCUAGUAGCAUAGGACUUUAGGACUUGAAACUUUGAGCCCUGAUGUAUGUAUUUGUUGUGCGACAUGGGAAAACCACCUGUAGCGGAGCUCCCUGUACCCCUGGCUGGUUACCUCCACCAAGGACUGCUUCAUAGCUGGAACAGGGGACAAACUGCAGCCCUUCUGUCCACAGUCGCUGUGGCUUGACUGGGGUCCUGGAACCACUCCCUCCUGGAGCUGAAUGGGGAAUUCACUCAAGACACCCCCAGGCACUGGACGACACUCAGUCCUGGGAGCUCUAGUUCUUACAAGGACUUUCCAGUUGAAUCCUCUACACUGGAACAAUGAUUAAAGAGUAGCCCUUUCCCCUCCCAGUAACCAGAUGACACAUGGUUCUGGGAGUACAAGCUGGAAUACGUUUACUCCUGCUUUUAUACAGUUUCAAAUACAGUUGAGUACGCCCCUGACACUCCCACAGAAAACAGGAUAAUCCCUCCCCUACGCCUGGGAGAUAUUCAGCAACUGUACAAACUCAAUUAUCUCCAGGCACAAAAAACACACAUUUCACAAACACCCCAAAAGUACCUUUAAAAUACAUAAAACCCCCACAAAAGUUACAUCCCCCAAUAGGCCCAAUCUGGGUGACCAACCUAUUUAAAAAUCACCCAGAUCGGUUCAUGGGUUCGGAAUUUUCAUGGAAGUCCUAUACCCAAAACAGUUCCAUGAAAUCAGUGCUAACGGUCGGUCAAGUUCGGUAGUCUUUUACAGGUUUCCCUGCAGGGCCCAUAGUCUGUGGGCCGAAGGCUGGCAAGCAGACUCAUCUAGGAGCUCAUGGAAAACUCACGUGGGAAGGGGAGUUUGUCACACCACUAUUUUUCAUCGUGAUGCAAAAAGAGCGACUCAGGUUUCAUUGUAAUGCACUGACUGCAUUUCAUUGUUUUAGCCUGUGCAAACACCACAACAUGAUGCAAGUAUUCAAACACACCUAGACCCAGUGUCCAUGGUCUAGAAUAUGCAGUCUUGUCAAACUACACCAUGCGGGCAUAAAAUAGAUCUCAUACCUGGAAAUAAGCAUAGAGGGAAGGAGACAUACAACAUAGCAAAUGGAAUAUUCCAAAGAAGAGUUUGACCACUGGCAACAGCAAGCUGGAAUAACUGCAUUCGGUCUGAGACCUGAAAAUUUCAUAGAAUUGUUUCUUCUCAGCAGGUAGAAACCAGUGGGUUGUUUUGCAUCACCAUGGCAGCAAGGUGGAGUUACUUUGCCGUGAUAGAAGACUUAAGUCCUUAAAUCAUUAUUUCAUGCUGAAGAAACUACACUGUAAAUAAACCUAAGUGAUGGCUAGUUCAAAAACAAAAAAGUUAUCAAACUUGCUCUACACAAUACAGAUAAUGAAAGAAAAAGACAAUGCUAUUUAUAAUUAAAAUAAUUAUUCUCUCUAGUUGAAAAAAACAAAACAUUUCUACAAAAAGGAAAACAUAAAAAUAGAAACAUAGAAUGUGACGACAGAAAAGAACCAUUCGGCCCAUCUAGUAGAGUUUCUAAAUACUUUCAUUAGUCCCUGGCCUUAUCUUAUAUCUAGGAUAGCCUUAUGCCUAUCCCACGCAUACUUAAACUCCUCUACCACUUCAGCUGUAAGGUUAUUCCAUCUGUCCACUACCCUCUCAGUAAAGUAAUACUUCCUUUUUAAACCUUUGCUGCGCUAAUUUAAGACUAUGUCCUCUUGUUGUGAUAGGGUUCCAUGUAGGGGUGUACUCACGUUUGUUGCCAGCGGUUUAGACAUUAAUGACUGUGUGUUGAGUUAUUUUGAGGGGACAGCAAAUUUACACUGUUAUACAGGCUGUACAUUUACUACUUUAGUAGCAGUGUCAUUUCUUCAGUGUUGUCACAUGAAAAGAUAUAAUAAAAUAUUUACAAAAAUAUGAGGGAUGUACUCACUUUUGUGAGAUACUGUAUAUACCCCCUAUAUUAGGGGUACAUUUUUGUAUUCCUAACACUAUAGUGUUUCAUUCACUAAAUGUUAAGUGUUUUGAAUAUCUCUUUAGUGAGAACUGCUGCAUUCAGAAGAUCAGAUUAUUUUGUAGUCAACUUCAGAGGAAACUCUAAAGGCAAAGUGGCAUUAAAGGUGUCACCAUAGUUAUGGAUUACAAAGCCCAAAUGUAAAUCUCUUCCAUUAAAGAUCAUGGUACAGUCAUCAAUAGAAAUGGCUGCAACCUAUAUGGAAAAGGCUAUGGCUUCGCUAAGCCGUUAUUUGGUCAUCUUUUAACAUGUUCAUCAAACCGGCUAGACAAGCCGCAGUCUGUUGUUGUUUUUUUUUUUUUUUGUAUUUAGUUCGAUAACUGCCGUGGGAAUGCCUAUGAGACGUCUUGUCAGGUUAGGGGCAACUCACAACGACAAGUAAGUAGGGUUAGUGUGAGAAAAUAUAUAAACUAAACUAAACUAAAGAUAGCCUAUGGUGAGAUAAAAGGCAGCUCCUCGAAUUAGAGUGAAGUGUAAGAUGACAUACUAAAGUAAGUUUUUGUAUUGGGAACUACUGAUCUGCCCAACGGUUCGAGACUUCCUAAUUCAAACAUCAGACAAAAGUGGAAGGAGAUGGGAAAAGCUAAAUGGAGUUGGAUUCAAUGUUGUUGUUCCAGUACUGUUCAGUCUCCGCUCUGAGUGGGGCUUGAGUGGAUACGUUGUUACGCUGUCUUAUCUUGUUACACUCCUCCCUAUAGCAGUCAUGCUACUUGACCACUGCAAGGCUAAAGGCCAAAAAAAAUGCCUGGUCAAUCCUGGGUCUUGGGCAAAAUAAAAUCCACAGAACAAGUGCAGCUGGACCUAACAAAUGCAGCCCAUAAAUAGAGUGCCAUAUUGCACACUCUAAACCUCUAGCCAUGGGAAAUAGACCUGGAUCCCAACUACCAUAGCAGGGCAUUCUAGCCUAGAUAGCAUGCCCUACUCGCCUUCUGGUUAUAUUUGCACUGUUCCCUAUAGACGGGCGUACUACGCCCCCAUUGUUUUGCUCAUUGGUUCUCGCGUUCUAACAUAUCUGUCCAGAAAAACUACUAAAUAAGUGCGAAUUGUACCUCUACCAUGCCUUGUAUUUACUAUGUACUGAUUUUGAAACGCGUGUAUCUGCUGCUGUGGUAAUACACGUCUAACUGUUAUUUAACUGAACAAAAAGAAUUGGGGAAAAAAAAGUGCAGCUACGUUCAUAUAAAAAAAAAUAUAUAUACUCUCAUGCUAAAAUGAGCUAACUAGAUAUUCCUACAAGGACAAUCUGGAAGCAAGACUGAAGCAGCAGGAAUCUGGCAGCACCUAGGUAAAAUGCCAAACCAUUCUGGAACUGCAUGCAUUCAAGUGAUAAAAAAAUGCAAGAAUGUUUUUAAUGGCUACUGUACCCUGAGCAGGAAAUUAUUAAUCUACUCUAAACAUAAAUAGUGGUGAGUGCAUAAACAUGUUUAUCUAUUGUCUACAUUUAAUUGCCAACAGCUUCAUUUUACCUUUGUAUUUGUUAGUAACCCAUGUGGUUUUUGCCCUGUUGUCCCACAGACCACCAUAUUUACCCUACCCUGAACAAUAUAUAUAAAAAGGGUUAUUCGUAACAUUCCAUCCAAUUUUGGAUUAUGUUGGCAUAUUUUUGUUUCAUACUUGAAAUGCUUAGAAGGAUAAACCACAGUUUUCACAUGAAAUUUAUAUGGGAAUUAUUAUCAAAGAUGUGGGGGAGAGGGGGGUCUGUUAUUUUUAGGAUGCUGGAAUGGCAGUAAAAGAAAAAUACGCUGUCGGGCAUAGUGGCAUUUAGAAAUGACCAUGUCUACUCUUCAGAGGGAGAGUUUAUAGUUUUUGAUCGAUUGUGUUUUUUCCUCACAUAUAGUGGCAGUAUUGCAACAUGUGGGUAGUCACUUCUCCCUGUGGACAAGAAGCUCACCAAAUUUAAAUAUCUAAAUCCCUUUCCUGCCUACUCACUUAGGCCUACUCUGCUCCUCCAAGCCUCACCAGUUCUUCAUGUCCUGACAACAGGACAGACAAGUUGCUCCAGGAGUUCUCCCCAAAGAUUCCAUGAAAAUGGAGGUGCUGUAAGCACAGGUUGCUGACUGAGGAGGAUGGUGCCUGAAAGCUCCCCGGGUGGAGAGCUAAGUGGUGAGACUUAUGUUCCGUAGCAUUACGGAAUGCGAUAUGAAGCCGGUUUAUGUGGCCAAGUUUAUGGGAGGCUCAUCGGUCGUCAGCCAGAACAGGUACUCCAUGUCACCAGCCUUCCUACGUUGUGGAAAAUGUAAUUUUUUAAAUAUUUUAUUCUAAAUAGAAAAAAAAACCUUUUUCUCAUUUUGUUUCUUACAGAAUAUUUCCAAUCUUGCCUUGCCGGAUAAAGCUGAAAAAGACUGA
Pelobates cultripes (western spadefoot toad) is the source of this 4977-nucleotide messenger RNA. Lineage: Eukaryota; Metazoa; Chordata; Amphibia; Anura; Pelobatidae. The record is from the annotation of a GenBank genome assembly.